Messenger RNA from Neltuma alba, 2603 nucleotides. Its product is annotated as condensin complex subunit 2-like. Gene Ontology annotation, molecular function: chromatin binding. Gene Ontology annotation, cellular component: condensin complex. The record is from RefSeq and is a predicted model, not a curated record. NCBI's taxonomy places the organism in Eukaryota, Viridiplantae, Streptophyta, Magnoliopsida, Fabales, Fabaceae. Gene Ontology annotation, biological process: mitotic chromosome condensation.
AAACUCCGCGAUUGCCUUGUGAAUCUUAAAUCGAACUCCCAGAACCAAAUUGAACGGGAGAGCCCCAACACAGAACUUCUGCUCAGAAUUCAACUCCCCGAAACAGCUUUUACUUGAAUUGUUGUCGAUUUGUCGAUUCCAUCUUCCAUGGCGGAAACCCUAAGCCCUAAUCCUACGGUUGGUCAGAAGCAGAGGCUCCCUAUGUCUGCUCGCAUCCAGUCUCCUACAAGUCCUUUUUUCCUGGGCUCCAACGACGACCAGCUCGAACGCGCUCAGGCCCGCGCUGCCCGCGCUGCUGCGGUCCGACGUAAGGCCGUUGCUGCAAAAUUGCAGUCGCAACCUUUGGAUGACAAUUCUGAUCCCUGUCUCAACAAGCAGCAGAUUCUUGAUUUGCUCCAGAACUGCAUCAAGCUUGCCAGUGAAAAUAAAAUUAAUCAGAAAAAUACAUGGGAGCUGAAUUUGAUUGAUCACCUUACUGAUAUCAUUAAAGUUGAAGAAGAAAAUGAUGUAGAGACGAAUUUCCAAAAGGCAAGUUGCACACUUGAAGCGGGAGUCAAGAUUUAUGCAUUAAGGGUAGAUUCAGUGCAUUCCGAAGCUUAUAAAGUCCUUGGCGGAAUGAAUAGAGCAGGCCAAGAAACUGAACAAGACCCAACUUUAACAUCUACUAAUGUUGAAAAAGGUCAAGAAGGAAGCAAAAAAGAGAUGGACACAAAGUUGUCACCUCUGUCAACACUGGAAUCGUCUUUUGAGGUUCUUAAUGUGAAGAAGUUUGAUGCUGCAUUUGCCGUGGAUCCUCUCUAUCAUCAGACAUCAGCACAGUUUGAUGAAGGUGGAGCGAAGGGUCUUUUGAUGAAUAAUCUUAGUGUCUAUGGUAAAUGUAGGGUCCUCUUUGAUUCACAGGAAGUUCCAGGAAAGUGCAUGACAAGUGAGAAUCAAGAUGAUAUUUCAGAUACAAUUGAUCUUUCUUUUGCCAAAGAAUGUGUCGAACAGAUGGUAUUGAACAUGCGCAUAAAGGAUGAAAUUUCUCCAACUCUCAGGACUAUAGUAAAUCAAUUUGAUGAAAAUAAUAGAAGGCCAUCAGAUUUUGAAUUUUCUUGUCAGAAAGCACCAGCAGAGUUUGGUGAAGCCAAUGACUGUGAAAUUGAGAUUGACAGAGAAGAAUAUGGAAACUGCACGUCUUGGAUUGAUGACCAUGAUGACCAAACAAUUGAUGAUCUAGGCUCGAAUGAUGCUAAUGCAAGUUUCCCUAGUUAUGCUCAGGAAAAUGAAUCAUUUCCUCCCCAAGAUCCAGCUAUUGAGGACAAAUUUGAAAAUGUCGAUGGCUACUUAUUCUUAAGUCUAGGUUUUAAUUCAAAGCACAAUGCAUGGGCAGGCCCUGAUCAUUGGAAGUACAGAAAAGCCAAAGGUGCCGAGGUUAAUCCUCAGUCAAAGGAUGGGUCAACACUAAAACCUAAGCUGUCAAGAAGUAAGAAACAGGCAGAAGUUGAUUUAGAUUUCGCAAAUUUUCUUGAUAAAGAAAUGGCGGAUAUCUUUUCUCCUCCCAAGAAUCUCAAAUCAUUAUUACUCCCUGAAAAUAGACCGCUUUAAUACAAACUUCCGGAGGACUGCCACUAUCAGCCAGAGAAUCUUGUCAAGUUGUUUAUUCUACCUAAUGUAAAGUGCCUUGGGAGAAGAGCGAGAAAAUUCUCAGGUACGUUUGCAGCGGGAGCUGAUGAAGAAUGCAAUGGGUACGAGCCGUUCCCUUCAUAUGAGGAUGGAAGUAUUUGUGGCGGUGACUACGGGGAUGUUCAUAGCGACCUUGAGGACUCCACCACACUUGUUUCUCAGCCUCGUCAGGUCAAUAAAAUCGAAGUUGAGUAUGACAAAACUUCGAAACAAGUUGAUGUCCAGGCUCUGAAAAACACUCUUUGGGAACAUAUUCAAGAAAAUGGUCAGCUGCCUCUUCAGGAUCAGAAGGAAGUGGUAUCUUUCAGGGAAAUACUGGCAAAUUUUCCUGACGAUUGCAAAGCUGCUGCGACUAUUAAUGAGAUCUCUCCUCAUUUGUGUUUCAUAUGUCUAUUGCAUUUGGCAAAUGAGAAUGGGCUAAGCAUUCAGAGCAGCCCGAAUUUGGAUGAUCUUGGCAUAUGCCUUCCUCGUGUGGCCGCAGCUAGAAGUGGGAUAGUCUAGGGACUUGAUCACGCAUUUGAGUUCUAGGAAUAAAAUUUGCAAAUUGAGACUUAUGAUUGUGGAUUUCACUAAAUGAUGAAACAAAGUCCAAGGAAGCAUCAAGUCUGACAAUCGCAAGUCUUGUGAAUUCGCAGUGUCAAGAGUUGUUGGAUGCAUAUUUGACACUUGAAAAUGGAUGAGAUUCUUUUGCCAACGAAAAAAGAGAUAGAUGCAUGGAAUUUAACCAUCGCAGAGUGGUUUGCCCGAAAAAGGGAAAAAGGCCGUCAAUGAGUGAAGGAAAUACACAUUAACUACCGAUGUAUUAUAUUCUAUUGACUAAAUGUUCUGUACUUGUACUUUUUCUGUGGUGUUUGGGGCUGUAAUAAGGAAGUAAGCGACUCAACAUUAGUUUAAAGAUUAAGGACGGGAACAGUUAAUAAAUGGUAUCAUUCAACCCA